UGGUUCUUGUUUUUGUGCACUAGACAUGGAGCAUAAUAACCCUGCUUAUACGAUCAGUGCUGCUUUGUGCUACGCUACUCAGCUGGUCAACAUUUUGUCCCAUAUCCUCGAUGUAAACCUUCCCAAAAAGCUGUGCAACAGUGAAUUUUGUGGUGAGAACCUCAGCAGACAGAAAUUUACUCGAGCAGUAAAGAAACUGAAUGCAAAUAUUCUUUAUCUUUGCUUUUCUCAGCAUGUAAAUUUAGACCAACUACAACCACUGCAUACCCUCAGGAAUCUAAUGUACCUGGUCAGUCCUAACUCAGAGCACUUGGGCAGAUCGGGACCCUUUGAAGUGCGUGCUGACCUUGAAGAAUCCAUGGAGUUUGUGGACCCUGGCGUUGCCGGAGAAUCAGAUGAGAGCGGAGAUGACCACAUAAGUGAUGAGGAAACUGACCUGGGCACAGACUGGGAGAACCUGCCAAGCCCCCGCUUUUGUGACAUCCCUUCGCAGCCCGUGGAGGUCUCCCAGACCCAGAGCACCCAGGCAUCCCCACCCAUCGCCAGCAGCAGUGCUGGCGGCAUGAUCUCCUCUGCCGCAGCCUCUGUGACCUCCUGGUUCAAAGCUUACACUGGACACCGCUAGUGGGUACCCAGUAGAACAUGCCACGCUUGCAGCAAGGAAGUUCUACUGUGCUUAAGUAAACUAGGUGUUUAGUUGAAAUAGUGCCUAGAACAAGAGGAUGUCAAACUGCUGUUGUUUUUCAAGUAGGAAGACAAGCGUUUUUACCUGUUCUGUGGUGUCAAGAUGGCAGUGACUGCUAUGCUUGUGGUAGUUCCUAGAGCAGGAGCAUCACAGGCCCUUGUACUCAGGUCUGCUGGAGGAAGGUCCUGUGCGCACGGCCCAUUGUGUUGAGGUGGAAUUCCAGUGGGGCUCCCUCUAGUCACAGGGCACAGGCACCACCCAACAUGGGCUUCUGUGUUGGUCCUUGGGGUUUGAGACUGUUCAUGAACACAUUACUUUUCAGAGGCUGAGUCACAGAAAGUGAUUCUGGUAACAAGGACUUGAAAGGUAAAAACAAAAUUUUAGGUUUUUGUUUUUUUUUUUGUACAGCAAACCAACAGGCAAUUUGAAAUACUUGAUUUCUUUAUAAUCUGGUCCCAUCCUGUUUUUAGGUCCUAGACUUGGGUUUUCUUUGGAAAAGGUGGCCUUUGGGGAGGGAGUAGUAGUAGUAGGGUAGUUCAACAGCCAUUUUAUUUGUGCUGCUGUGUCACAGCUCAUCUGAAAUUGUUUUUUGUUCUCCCUGCACACCAAAGAAACUAAGGUCUCUUCUCUGUAGGACCCACAUCCAUGAACAGAAGAAAACCUAGCUGCAGUAACGUCCUAGAGAUUUGAAAACCAUUUUCUUGCAUUCUGAGAGAGAUUCAGUUCGCCACACUAUGUAUAUUGUGAAGUUGAAUUUACCUUCUCUGAGCAAAAAGCAGUAUUGGUGAUGUUCCCUCAUGUGAGCUAAGUGCUUAGCUGGGCACAGCAUUAAAGCCACUUAAUUAAGGGGCUUCUGGUCAUUCUGUGUCCUAAAGGAUUUAGUAGGUGAUAGCUUUCUCCAGGGAAAACCAUCCUGCUCGCUUGUUUCCUAGAAGACUUUAUUGCUUUAAGGGCCUUUGCUCAGAGUCUCUCCUAGGGAAAGCUCAGAAGGGAAGACUUCCCUCACUAAGAGCUCAUUUUCAGCUAAUGUGUCUUGUUAUUCUCUUAGUGACAAUCUUAUAAGAAAACUGUAGAGAGGCAUUAUGUAAAAUAUGUAAGUAGUUUUUUUUUUUUUUAAUUUUUAAUAUCUGCCCCUGCCCAAUCCUAUGUCACAACUACAAAAAGACAUCCUAUGAAAAAUUCCUAUGGAAAAAAAUCAUUAUUACCAUAUCUUGUUAGAGUGAUUAGCAUGAUAGUACCUCCAAUAAGUCAUUCAGAGGUUUGCCCUGCCCUCUAGCUUUUUUUCUCACUGUAAUUAUUAUAGUUGAUACUUAAGCCUCCAAAUCUGAGGUGCUAUAUAGCUAUUGUGUACAUUUUCACAUUGGGUAAACUUUGGGGAUAGAGUUGCAGAAAGGUAUAUGGUCCUAUCCAGGAGUCCCAAGUUCCCUGACUAUGAAUUUCCUAACAAGGGGAGAAGUGGGUGACUGACUCUCUGUGGGUUCUUAUAGAGUUGGUUACCUGCUUGAAGUCCUCACUUUCAUAUCAUUGGCCUUGUAUCAUGUCACCAUCCAAGUUGAGAAUUCAGAGUGAGUGUGGUAGACUUGAACAAAUGCCAAAAUGAAAAAUCUUAUGAGCUGAUUUCUCUGGAUACUUCAGACCCUCACUCCCUCCUCCCUCUCCCAAUCCUCCCCCCCCCCCCAAAAAAAAAGAAAAGCUUAGAUUCAGAGUUGGAAGAUGGCUUGGGGGGGUGGUUCUCUGAAAGAUACACAAUAGUCAUGUUUUUUUUUUUUUUUUACCAGAGCACUGCUCAGCUCUGGCUUAUGGCGGUGUGGGGGGAUUGAACCUGGGACUUCAGAGCCUUAGGGAUGAAAGUCUCUUUGCAUAACCAUUAUGCUAUACCCCCACCCUAGUCAUGAUUUUUUUCACGUAAGCCUCUUAAACCAUGAAUGAGAUGAAGUUGAAGAAUAGAAUCCACAGAGAUCACAAACUCACAUCUAGAGUAAUCCAACAAAUUUACAAAGAUAUGGGAAAUUUAGGAAUUAAUAGGGUAUAUUUUGUUGUUGUUAUCAACUAGAGGCUCUUUACUUAGGGUUCAAUAAUCAAACCCUUUUAGUGGUUUUGAACACCAACAUACUGGCUUACACUGCUGAGAUAUUUUGGUUUCCAUUAUUUUGCACUGGAUCCAUCUGUAAAUAUUCCUAAAUACACAUUUCAACCACUGUUUUUUUCUACUCUUUGCUGCUCAUUAAAAUCUUUCAUGUAGGUGUCAGAACCAUAUGUAAGCGGGGUUUUUUUUAAUUGAAGCUGGUAUUUUUUUUAAAUAAAAAAGCCAUAGAAUUUGGUCAUGUUUUCUGUAUUAAAAUGAUUUAUUGAAAUAAGGUAAUACUAAUAAAAACCCACAGGCAUCAGAUAGACUGCUUAAAAUAGUCUGUUGAAGACUUUUUUUGGGGUAAUGAAAUAAGAGUUUUGCACACCUGUACAUUAAAGGGAAAAUCAGUGUCAUUAAGUGUAGUGAAGUCACUCAGGACUCGUGUAUAGGUUAGCUGGGAAAGAACAUUCAGGGGCUUGCUGUUAAAAGAACUGGCAUGUCCUAGAAUCUCCUCAGUGUUUCAUUGCUCUGUGACUUCCAAACCAGUUUGAGGCAACCAAAUGUUUUCUAAACUUUUAUUGUAUUGCAAUAAAUCUUUUAACAAUA
This is a messenger RNA of Erinaceus europaeus (western European hedgehog), 3359 nucleotides long. It is a transcript of the gene ATG14, whose product is annotated as autophagy related 14. NCBI's taxonomy places the organism in Eukaryota, Metazoa, Chordata, Mammalia, Eulipotyphla, Erinaceidae. Bases 26 to 625 code for a protein of 199 amino acids. Gene Ontology annotation, cellular component: extrinsic component of omegasome membrane; autophagosome; mitochondria-associated endoplasmic reticulum membrane contact site. The record is from RefSeq and is a predicted model, not a curated record. The transcript is spliced from 4 exons. Gene Ontology annotation, biological process: autophagosome assembly; cellular response to starvation; mitophagy.